AGAGACAGGGUGUUUAGUUGUUUACGAGAUUAGAGCUGGCCGAUCUGGCUAGAAACAGUGGAAAGGAUAACGAACAGUUUAUGUCGUUAAAUUUGGGUUUGUUGUGAUUUUUAAACUUGUUUUCUCCUCAGCAUCCCGUGUAAAAUUAGAGGGGCACUGGAAUUGAUAUAAAUGUUUAAAUGUAAUAUAUCUCGAUGUCGUGAGGGGGUCAAUCGAAUACUGACGAGGAAUGCGAGUGCUACGAUAGUAUGAAGUUAGAGUGGUGAAAAAAUCUCAAAUAAAUUGUGUACGAGAAUGACUGCAACUUUGUAUGCGUUUUGCAAAGAUGUUUAAUUUUGGAAACUAAAAGAUUACAAUCAAUCAAUCAUGGUGCCACUUCCAGUACGGUGUACAUUUCUUUCACUUAACUAAUUAAUUUAUUUUAUUUUAUGGGGGUUGUCUCAUGGACUCCAAAUAAUAAAUGGAGCCACAUUUUAUAAACUUCCCCCAAUCCGUGCCUGUUGGUCUUAUUGGUCCCCCAUGAUCCUCUUUUUCGUAUGUUAGUUGAGAGCUGAGUUAAUGAGAUAAGAUAGCCAGCCACCUGUCGCUGCGUGGUCUAAUCCCUUCUGGCCCAGUAGUGUUGAUGAACUUGGCGGUCUUUAAUAGCCAAGUUAUAAAAGUAUGUUGUCUUUUAAUCGAGAGGGAUUUAGCUGCGAGACUCGUUUAUUUACUGUAGAAGAAAGAAGGAAGAAAAUAUGCAAAGCACAUCGUUUUCGUUAUGUAACCCCCCACUCGUCAUACCAUUGCACUCCUCCCUAGAACUGGCUUGUAGCAUUUUACUUCAGAUUUCGAUUUUUCUUCUGAAGAGUAAGACGUCCCUCAUCAAUUCAUCAUGCCUCCAAAAAAGAGUUUCGUGUGGAAUCAUUUCGAAAAAAUAAAUGACAAAUCUACGAAAUGCAAAAUAUGCAACGCUAUAUUGGCGUACCAUCAAUCAACGGGGAGUAUGAUUCAUCAUCUGACCCACAAGCAUCCCGCAGCAGCAAAUCCACAAAGGACGACAGGCCAGCAGCCAAACCAGGAGACUCUGACUACUUUCAUGAGAAAGGAAAACUGCAGCCCAGCACGAUCAUCCAAGAUAACGACUCUGAUUGCGUCGAUGAUUGGAGAUGUCAACCUGCCUAUAAGUGUGGUGGAGGAGCCAAGUUUUAGAGAGCUUCUUCGUUACAUCGAACCGGGACACACGGCCCCCAGUCGGAAGUCGAUGACCUCACAACUCCGCCUUUUGUACGACACUAAAAAGGCAAAUAUCAAGGCGGGUUUGGCCAAUGCAACUUCGGUUGCCGUGACAACAGACUGUUGGACAUCGCGCACUCAAGAAGGGUACAUGACACUCACUGCUCAUACGGUCGAUGAGCAAUGGAAAUUCCACGCGGUGGUACUUGAAACAUCACCCGUAGUCGCCAUCGACGAGGAAGGCAACACUGUCCCUGGUCGUCACACAAAGGUCAUACUUGCUGACCAGCUGAGGCGAGUAGUUGAUGACUGGGGGCUACUGGGGAAAGUUUCAGCCGUCAUUCACGACAACGCGGCGAACGUGAAAGACAUUGGGAGGGAUGCAUUCGGGGCCAUCGAUGUCGGAUGUGCAGCCCAUACGUUGCAAUUGGCGGUAAAUCGAGGAUUACAAAGUAGUCGACACAUCUCAACUAUGAUUGGAGCUGCCAAUCGUCUAGUCGGUCAUUUCAAGCAUAGCGUUCUAGCUACAAAGGCUCUGGAAACGAGGCAAGACAUGAUGGGCCAAAAAAAGAAAAGACUCAUCUCUUCUGUGGUUACUCGCUGGAACUCCGUACUCGACAUGCUAGAGCGAUUGAUCGAGGUUCGUUGGCCCGUGUGUAGCGUCUUAAGCGACCGGAACGUAACAAAACUAGCAGACGCAACCACCCUUGAAAUGAAGGACAACCAGUGGGCCCUAGCUGAGAUGCUCAUUCCCUGCCUGAAGCCACUGAAGGUUGCAACUGCCGUCCUUUCUGCGGAGGAAAACGUCAGUUCUUCAAUAAUUCAUCCUAUAAUUUCUGGAUUGAUGCAACAUCACCUCGAUGUCAAGGACGACGACGAAGAAGCAAUUCGGAGCUUCAAGAAUACAACCAGGCUGCAGCUGGAGACAAGGUUCAGACAGCCCGACUUUCAAGUUGGAGCGGCAGCCAUGGGCGCAGCAGUAGAUCCACGGUACAAAGAUCUGGCCUUUCUACCUCAGGCGGACAGAGAAGUGGUAAAAGCGGAAGUUCGAAGAUGCUUGGGAGCUCUCCAGCAGGUCCGUGACGACGCUCAUAAAGAGAAUGGGGCCGCCGAUGACAAUGACGAUGACGAUGACGAGCAUGCCGCCGAAUUAGGAGUCAAGUUCCUGAUGGGCGCAGCUCCCGCUCCAGCUCCGAGGGAAAAAUCUGCAAACGAAGAGUACGACGAGUUUCUGGCUCAGCCGCCUGCCAAUGUAACUGUCAAUCCCCUCAUGUGGUGGCAAGGGAGUGACAAGAGAUUGCCACUACUCCAGCAACUCGCCCGCAAGUACCUUGGAAUCCCUGCCACGUCUGUGCCAUCAGAGAGGGUGUUUUCUACAGCGGGGAACAUAGUAACAGCGAAACGCAACUGCUUGUUGCCUGAGAACGUGGACAUGCUCAUUUUUUUGAGCAAAAAUAAGUAGAGACUAGAGAGCGAGAGACAAUUAAGACAUUAAUUGGCCAAGAUUUCAAGUUUGUAACUGUAAAAUACUGUCAAUGUAUUAAUUUAAUGUAACAUAUUUCAGUUUCAGUAGUUAUUCUGUACCAAAUCGAUAUAAUUAAUUUUACAUCUUUAAUAAGUUUAUUCCAGCAU
Messenger RNA from Strongylocentrotus purpuratus (purple sea urchin), 2844 nucleotides. RefSeq names its product zinc finger BED domain-containing protein 1-like. The transcript is spliced from 2 exons. Lineage: Eukaryota; Metazoa; Echinodermata; Echinoidea; Camarodonta; Strongylocentrotidae. The record is from RefSeq and is a predicted model, not a curated record. The coding region runs from base 872 to 2674 and encodes 600 amino acids. Gene Ontology annotation, biological process: regulation of transcription by RNA polymerase II. Gene Ontology annotation, molecular function: DNA binding; protein dimerization activity. Gene Ontology annotation, cellular component: nucleus.